Molecule: messenger RNA, 1810 nt
Organism: Mercenaria mercenaria
Lineage: Eukaryota; Metazoa; Mollusca; Bivalvia; Venerida; Veneridae
Product: interferon alpha-inducible protein 27-like protein 2B
Exons: 4
Coding region: 29-586 (185 amino acids)
Biological process (GO): apoptotic signaling pathway
Cellular component (GO): membrane; mitochondrion
Source: RefSeq, a predicted model, not a curated record
ACAUAUUUCUAUAAGGAAAUAUAAGUUAAUGUCCUGUCCUGGGAAAAUGGCAGAUUUCGAUCCUUGUAAAUCGUCAGAUGAAGAUCGAGAUUCAGAUUCAGAUUCUGGAAACACAUCGGAAGAGGACAUGUCUGACGAAGUCAGAUGCAAAAAGUCGAAUAAAAGUGGAAAAACGUCGGACAAACCAGAUCCGGAUAAACCAAAUGCCGAACCUGGAACUGAAUCGAUAUUAAAGAAGGUUCUACUAAGAAGAGUGCUACCCUGUGCAGCUCUUGGUGUAACAGCAGUUAUCGCCGCACCUUUUGCUCUGGGUGCGAUAGGUUUUGGUGCAGGUGGCAUUGUGGGUGGUUCUUGGGCUGCUGGUAUGAUGUCGUCUGCUGCAAUUGCAAAUGGCGGUGGCGUUGUAGCCGGAAGCGUUGUCGCAGUUUUACAGUCCGCCGGCGCCGCCGGUGUAAGUGCCGCAGCCAAUGUAGGAAUCUUUACAGCUGUCACAACUGCCACCGCGGGGGUCGCAGAGGCAGGGAGUCGAAUUCAAAACAAAAUACAAGAAAAGUUGAGUGACGACAAACCGGACAACGUUAUGUGAAUAACAAAGUAUUCCUUAAAGAUGUGAUUUUUACGAGAAAUGUGUUCAUUACAUAUAUUCAAAAACAAUAACAUUACUUAAUUGGCUUGUUUGCAUACCUGCUGUUUGAUCACAGGAGCCUGACAUUCUAUUAAUAAUACAAGUCUAUAUAUUAUCAUGUAAAAAGUCCACCCUCUAUAUAAAAAAUAUAGAGGAGGUCUUUUUUAUAAAAAGACUUUUAGUGGCUAAUGGAUAGAUUUUCAGGCUCUUGUGGUUUGAUCCGUAUUUUUUCAUUUGAUUUUCCUUUAAUAUAAGUACUAUUUUACAUUGUUAUAAAGCUUAAAAACUCCAAUGAUGUAUUCCCAGUAUUUUUUCAUAAAAAAAUGAUAGGGUUUUAUUCCAUUGUGAUUUAUGGCCAUUUCAAAAUUGCAAUUAAUGUAUGGCUCUAGUUUUUGACUAGUUUGAGCGAAUUUUAUGAAAUAUCUUAGUAUAAAAUCAACGUGUACUUGUAAAAAAAUUUAUCAAAUUAAAACAAAGAACAAACAUGUUUGAAAAUUUUAAUUGAACAAAGUUUUACAAUAACAAUUAUAUUUUUGCCCAAAAAGUAAAAAAAAAAAUAUUCGAAGGAUUACUACAACUACAUGGAUACCUUUAAAAUGACGAAUAGUGUAAUUGGAUUUCUUAAAAUAAUUUAAGAAAAAUACGAAAAAAAUCCCGUGGAUCAAACAGUAGAAAAAUAGAUAAACGCCGGCCAGAAGAUCUGCUUACAUGUAUUUAUAAAAUGUGUUCGAUGAUGCAAUAUGUUGCAAUAUGAUUAUUUUCAAUUUUGAAAUAUUGUUUGUAAUUUGUGUGUGUUUAUGCGUACUAAAAUCAUAAUGGAGCAAGAUGAGGAAAUAUAUGACACACUCGUAGUGCUAUUAGAUAGUGAAAAAGUGAUUUGUAUCUAACGUGGAACCAUGAUUGAUAUAUUUUCAAAAAGAAGGUGUGUCAGUGGAUAUUUCAGGACAGUCGAAUUCAGUAUUCUACAAUAUUUAUUAAGCUUACUGGUCCAGCUAUUCAUUCUUCCUUUUUUACAAUGUACAUAUUAUAUAAAAUUUGAUGUGGGAAAAGUAUGAAGAGAUAUAGAGUUUAUAGGAAGUUAUGUCUCUCAGAUUUCUGUACAUAGUAGUCUAGCAUUUACUUUGUCUUUCAGUUUUGUUUGUUGUAUUUUGUGAUUUUUCUGAAUGGGAAUAAAAUAAAAACCGA